AUGAAACAAGCUUGGCCAUUGUCGCUUUCCCUGCUGACGCUCUGUCUGCAUUACAGUAUUGCGGCUCAUGCCCGCCGACAUGAGCACGAGCAUCACCGUAGCAGAAAAAUUGAAUACCCAAAGCAGAAAAUUAUUCCGCUCGAGGAAAUGAUCCUUGACUCUCAACCCCAAAUUCCCCCAUACGACCCUAAUAUCUACGCACCCGGCCAACUGGUCAUCACUGAGAAUCCCGCCUUUGCAAAGCCUGGACCCACAUAUAUUCUACCACCAUGGCCAAGCCCUGUUUACCCUACGCCUUAUGGCGUUGAAUUACCGCAUACAACCCCAUAUAUUUUUAGACCAGUCUACACUGCGCCUGUUUUGGAGACGCCAGUAUACACCACUCCAUACGCGGUUGAGUCGGUUUACACCACACCUUAUUCCGAGAAAGCGGUCUAUACUACGCCAUACAUUGCCGAGCCAGAAUACACUACUCCAUAUUUUCAGACUUUUGUCUACACUACACCCUAUCCAACGACACCCGUUUACACUAUGCCAUAUCCAGCGACAUCGGUCUAUGCAACCUCGUAUACAGUCAAAUCAGCCUACGGCACGCCCUAUACAGACAAGUUGACCUGUACCACACCUUAUACUGACAAACCAGCUUACACCUCGCCAUACACCAUUGAUCUAACUUACACUAACGUCGGCCACAGCUCGAAGUGCAUCUGGGACGGCGUCCAGGUCAAUGAUCCAGAAACCUGGGAUCCUGUUCCAAGCUACCAAUACAGUGAGAUGCCCCGCGACAUUCCGCGCCCGGGCGCCAUUGACUCCGAUAUUACAGCGCUUGUUGAUUGCAACGGCGAGCUCAACACAACAGCGGUCAAAUACUGGAUCCAUGAGUGGAACGUUGGCUCAUUCCUUAAGACUCCUGCCAACCACAGCGGCAAAUAUAAUUGGUACUCGCCCAAUGUAUUUGGUCAAAUUACUGAUGCCGUGCAAAAAAUUGCAAUUGAACACAGAUCGCGCAUUCCCGUCAUCUGGGGGCUUGAUUCAGUGCGCAGUGCUAACUACGUCAAGGGCGCUGUCAUAUUCCCGGCAGGUAUUGCCAUGGCAGCAACAUUUAAUCCGAAGCGCGCGUACGACGCCAGCCAAAUUUCAGCCAAGGACACUCGCGCGGCGGGCGUGCACUGGGCGUUUGCUCCUGUCAGGGAUAUACCAGUCAACAAGCUGUGGUCGUGGGUGGCGGCUUGUAUAAAACAUUUUAUUGGCUACGGCUACCUCUUUGAUGGCAGCAACCGGGCUAACCGCCAUAUUGCCGUGCAUGAGCUGCUCGAGUAUUUUGUUCCGCCAUUUAAGGCUGCGGUGAAUGAUGGCGUAGCCACUGCUAUGGAAAGCUACGGCGUCAUUAACGGCGAGCCCGUUGUCAUGUCCCAAUUAUAUUUGCAGAAGCUGCUUUGCGAGCACAUUGGCUUUGAGGGCAUGCUCGUGACCGAUUGGGAAGAAAUUAACGGCCAGGCUACUACCUACCACACGGCCAAGGACGUCAAGCAGGCCACCUGGGCAACCCUGAACGGCACCUCUAUCAAUAUGAGCAUGGGACCUUCAGACAAGGAGGGCAAUGAAGUGUACCAGGGUUUUGGUGAUACCAUUCUCAAAGGCGUUCAAAAGGUCACUGACCAGGAACCGCAGUACUUUGAGGGCGUGGACAUCAAGGGUAGCAAGCUCAUUAACAUUUCUGCUGUCAUCGCCGCCGCCAAGAAGGCCGAUAAGAUUGUCAUUGGGCUGGGCGAGGGCACAUACGCUGAGAUUGAUGGCAAUAUUGACAGCACGAAGUUACCACAGAACCAGCUCGAGCUUGGCUGCAUGAUUGCCGCCACCACACAAAAACCAAUUGUCGUUGUUUUGGUCGAGGGGCGUCCGCGACUUUUGGAGCGGGUAGUGGAUAUUGCACAUGUCAUUGUGCAGGCAUAUUUUCCAGGCACUUGCGGCGGUCUGCCCAUUGCUGAGAUACUCUACGGAAAGGUUAAUCCGUCGGUCCGUCUGCCUUAUACGUACCCGACCACUGAAGCUCAGGCGCCAACCACAAUUUGGCAGCCGUCUUAUACUGACUACAAGCCGCAGUGGGAAUUUGGCUACGGACUUAGCUACUCACAUGUGGAGUGCACCAAUGUCACGGUCUCGUGCUCGACGCUCACGCUUGACAAGCCAAUUACUAUCUCAGUUAGCAUCACCAACCAUGGCCCUUAUCCGCAGAAGGAGCCGGUGUUCUUAUUUACAAACCAGCCCUACCGCUUUGACAUGGCGCCCGAGCACUACCGCAUGCGCCACUUCACCAAGGCCAGUUUGGCUGUUGGGGAGACAAAAAACGUAACAUUUGAGUUGCGCGCCGAGGACUUGGCGUUCUGGAGCACUGGGCUGGAGAAAAAGAUUGUGUCCUCACCGGUCAACUUAUCCAUCAAUCCACACGUCCAGCAGAACAUUAAGACCGAGAUUACUUUGGAUGCCAAUGCUGACACUAGCUUUAUGUUGGCAUGA
This is a messenger RNA of Kickxella alabastrina, 2517 nucleotides long. RefSeq lists its product as uncharacterized. Gene Ontology annotation, molecular function: beta-glucosidase activity. The transcript is spliced from 4 exons. The coding region runs from base 1 to 2517 and encodes 838 amino acids. Gene Ontology annotation, biological process: glucan catabolic process. Lineage: Eukaryota; Fungi; Kickxellomycota; Kickxellomycetes; Kickxellales; Kickxellaceae. The record is from RefSeq and is a predicted model, not a curated record.